Messenger RNA from Gregarina niphandrodes, 624 nucleotides. RefSeq lists its product as hypothetical. The coding region runs from base 1 to 624 and encodes 207 amino acids. The transcript has a single exon. NCBI's taxonomy places the organism in Eukaryota, Apicomplexa, Conoidasida, Eugregarinorida, Gregarinidae. The record is from RefSeq and is a predicted model, not a curated record.
AUGAGAGGAUUUACUGCUACAGAUGCUCAAGAAGUCUCGCCGCUGUUGUCGGUGAUGACUGGAGUUACCUUUGAUGUUGGUUCUCCGGGUGAGGAGAUUUGUACCUCGCUCGUCGGCCUGCAUACUGUGAUUGAUCGCCGUCCUGAACCUCCUUGUGGCGUUCCUCCAGCGAUGCCGAACUGCGUGAGAUUGGGGCUUGAUGGACAUGACAAGGUUUCGCCGAAGUUCUUGUUGACCAUUGCCCUGCAGACGGUGGACCAGAUGCUCAAGAACGAAGGUACGUUAUUCAGCCCCGAACAGAUCCAGCUACUGAGCACAGAAAAGCGUCCAACCGUGUGCCUAGACCUCAAAGGUGCGGACAAGUACCCUGACGCUGAGAAGGCUGCUGAUGAAGCUGAGCGAGUCAAAAUGGCUCAAAGCGUCUUCUUGUGCUUGAUCAAGGGUAGUCGAAUGAAAAAUAAAUUCAGAGAUAGUUUAGACAUAAAGUCAGAUGUCUUUGACGUGUUGAAGAAACCGUGGGCGACCAUGUCUGAGUUCCGCGGGGCGCUAGUUAAGGUCUACAGCGCAUGCGAGCCCUCGGGUGACUAUGGGCAUCUGUCGCCCGAUGCUGAUGCAGAGCCGUAA